GAGCCGUCCCGGCAGGGACCGGAAGUGCCUGGCGGGAGGAAGCUGGGUUGCCCUGGUAGCGGAGGAGCCUGGCCCUGAGGAGCCCUCCCCUCCCCCCUCGGCGCCCUAGAGACUCGGCGGGGCCCGGCCCAGGCCUCUCUGCUCCCCGCGCCCUCCCCUCCCCCCCCGCCAUGGACCCGGCUCCUGCCAUGACCGACAUGUACGACCAGGCGCUGCUGGGCAUCCUGCAGCACGUGGGCGACGUCCGGGAGUUCCUCGGCGUCCUCUUCGGCUUCCUCUACCGCAAGACGGAUUUCUACCGCCUCCUGGGGCGGCCCGACGGCCGGCUGGGCUUCCCGCCCGGGGCGGCGCAGACCAUGGCCCUCCAGGCAUUCAAGAACUUUGAACACCUGGCCCGUCAGGAUGACGAGGAGAGGCGGCGGGAGCUUGUGGAGAAGAUGAGGAAAAGGGAGGAGGAAGCGGCAGCGGAGAGGACAAAAGUGCCUGCUGUGGCUCAGGAAAUUGAGAUCCGCUCGGCAGCAGAGCCCGUCCCUGACCCGGAUGAUGGGGCAGCCGCCAGGCCUCAAGAGCCCACUGCAGCGGAGGAGACAGCUGAAGCAGUGGACAGUUCUGCAGCCUCAGAGCCACCAGGAGCAGCUGCCCCAGUGGAGUCCCAGCCAUCAGCAUUGCCCAAGAGGCAGGAGCAGUUCCAGACCAACCCUGACAGUUACAAUGGAGCCGUGCGAGAGAACUACACCUGGUCCCAAGACUACAGCGACCUGGAGAUUAAAGUGCCAGUCCCCAAGCACAUCAUGAAAGGCAGGCAGGUGUCUGUGGAUCUCAGCAGCAACUCAAUUCGUGUGGCCGUGCUGGAGGGGAGCAGCCAGCGUGUCCUCAUGGAAGGGAGACUCACCCACAAGAUCAACACGGAGAGUUCCCUAUGGAGUCUGGAACCAGCGAAGUGCAUCUUGAUCAACCUGAACAAGGUGGGGGAGUACUGGUGGAGUGCCAUCCUGGAGGGAGAGGAGCCGAUCGACAUCGAUAAGAUCAACAAGGAGCGUUCAAUGGCCACGGUGGACGAAGAGGAGCAUGCCGUGCUGGACAGACUGACCUUCGACUACCACCAGAAACUGCAGGGCAAGCCCCAGAGCCAUGAGCUGAAGGUGCACGAGAUGCUGAAGAAGGGCUGGGACGUAGAAGGCUCCCCGUUCCGGGGCCAGAAGUUCGACCCCGCCAUGUUCAACAUCUCCCCGGGGGCCGUGCAGUUUUGACGACGCCCGGCGCGAAAGGGAAGAUCACAUCCACGCUUGGGAUCGUGAGGCCAAGGCCAGCGCCUCUGUGUGUAGCCAGCUAGCGCGGGGGCCGAGCCUGGGCUUCCCCCUCUGCCUGUUCCCACGAGUGACGUCCGGCCACCCCUUUAUCCUCGCGCUGUUUGCAAACAGCCAGCCGCCAACCGGCUGGGGCGGGGGUGUGGUUGGGGGGGCGGGGGGAGCGUGAGUGCUUCCUCCCCCCAUGCCAGCAUGGUGUGUUUGAGAUGCAUGUGGGGCAAGCCUAGCAAACGCAGAACGACGUCCUCUGUCACCACGGCAACCAGCAGCUGCUGGUAGCGUUUCCCUUUCUCUCUCGCUGGCGAUGGCCCCGGUUGCUGCUGGGGGGGUGGGGGGGGAACCUAGGCAGCUGUUGUUUUUCAGGAAUAGAUAAUGCUUGUUGAGGUGACUUUGAAGUUUGUCUUUCUUGCUUUUGGGGAGCCCGUACCAGCCCCCCGUGCCUGACACACACACACCCCCUCCCCCCCGAGAUGGCAGCGCUGCCCUAUGGCUCUGCGGCCCCGUUCAAAAGUGGCUGAUCUGUCCUUGCUGGUGGUGGGCGUCUCUAAGGGGGACCCCAGGGUGCUGGCAGCGGGAGGGAAGAGCUGCAGCCUCAGACACCUGGUAGCGGAGAUGGCGCAGACCAUGCCAUGCUCCAAGCGCUAUACACCUGCAAAGCCUGGGCCUGGGACCAAGUGUGGCACUCUGCGCCCACGCAUCUAUCCACACGUGUCCAGUUCUCCACUGGCCUCGGCAGCUGGGGUUCUGUGAGUUGCUGGUUCUGUUAACAAGGUUUUCAGCUAUGGCAGAGAUCAAGGGGCCAGGCCUGCCCUGUGCCAGCCUUUGCUUAUAUACACAACCCCCUAGGGCUCACAUUGUGUAAUCAGCCCAGCUUUGGGUACCUAAAGCACCCUGGGGGCUGAUUUUCAGAGGCAGCAAGCACCUGCAGCUCCCGCUGUCUUUGCUUGGCUUGGGAGUCUGAAAACAGAGCUCUAGGGGCAUUGCAUUGGGCACCCAAAACUAGCGGCCGCUUUAUUGAGAAUCGUGUCCCCAGCUACUGGCGGGGUGUCUACGCCACAGCUCGGAGUGAAUUCCCAGCCUGGGAGCCACAUCCUAUCUCUGCUCAAGGUCUCGUGCUAAAAGGGGCAGGGUGGUCAUGGCGGCCGGUGAGGCAGCAUGGGUACAGUACGAGCGGGUGGGCAGAGCUAGCAGGUGUCUGUCUAGCCAGCGUAGUGGUCAGCAAUGUAGCUGCUCAAGCAGGAUACGGUGGGGCUGGUCUGCCACUGCUCCCCUGACCUCGGAAGGCGUUAAAGCCAGGCGCUCAGACCGCUGCAUCCUGUGUCCUCUCCGUCGCCAAGAAAACACACUGAUGCCCCGCUUCUCCAAGGAGGGUCAGAGCCUGGAAAACCGGCCACCUGCAGGCUGCCGGUACCUGCUGUAGCAGCAAGCCCCACGGGACUCAGCAGAAAUAAUCGUCUGUGACUGUGUCCUUAAAGACCGUAUCCUAAUGCACACACACUGGGGGCUGAAUUAAGGUUGUCUAGGCAACCUUCAUUUGGGCAUUUCCUAGCUUUUGAUUUGCGACCGUAAUCAUGUUCCUUGCACCUAGUUGUGUGUGUGUGUAUGUAACUUCCUAGGGUCUUAUAAGAACAAGCUGGAAACAAACCCAACAGGAAUUCCAGCAUGUGGAAUCAUAUUGGCUCCCCUGUGGAUCAUCAGCAGGGUUGAAACCUGUAAAUCCUGCCCCAGACCUCUGCUGCUUGAGCUAACGGACCGACUGAUAGCAGUAGUAGGUUGUCAUCCUCGCUGUGGACCAGUAUGAGAGGGGGAUGGGGUGCUCUGCCAGUGGGUUUUACAGCUAUUUGCGGACAGCAGAGGAACGGUGAGACUCGGGACUCCUGGGUUCCAGGUGCGGGAGAGGAAUAUUGUGGGCACAACUUACUUUGCCCCCAGGCCUGACUCCUCCUGCUCUGUCCCUUCCAAACUGGCCUUGUUCCAGUCUGGAUCUUCUCUGCCCCUGGUCCCACUCUCCUCCCCUAGCCUAGCCAAUCUCCACUCCUCAGGCUUCUUAUGACAGUCCCAGGCUCUGUGACCAGCCCAUUCUAAUCUGCCUCCAACUCCCAGGCUCUUCGCCCCUCAGCUCCUUGCCCAGCCAGUCCCAGUUGCCCUUCCUCCUGGCUCCUUAUCUGUUCUCUCUUCCCCCUCCAUCUGUUCUCUCCGCCCCCCUCUGGCCCCUCCCCACUGGCGCCCAGUCCCAAGCUGUGCCCCCCCCACCCCCUUUGCAGGCUUCUUGUCCCAGUCUCCGCCCCGCUGAUACCAGUUCUCCCCCUGCAUCCUUGUCAGAUCUGUCUCCUUUCCCUGUCCCACUGACUCAGCACCGGUUUUCUUGCCCAGCCAGUCCCCCGCACCCCCAGCUCCAUAUCCAUCUUCCCCUGCUCACCCUACUGACUUCCCGUCCCUCCCUGGCCUCUAGUCUACUCAAAGCCCCAGUCCCACUUGCCCUUCACUCCCCAUCGGCACCCACCUUUGGCUCCUUAUGCCAGUCCGUUCCCCCUGCUGGUCUGGCACUUGUCCCCUCUCCAUAUCCAUUGGGCAGCCUCCUCCAUGCUGCGGGGGCCCCGCCACCGGGGGUCGUUCAGGGUGUGUCUACACUGCAGCCGGGAGCAAGCUUCCCAACUCCGGCAGAGGCGUCGAGCGGCUCAAGCAGGAGUCACUUGCGCUAGACCCAGCGGGGCGGGUGCUGCAGCUGCUGCAGCGGUGGGCUGAGUUGGGCUUGAGAGCCCCAGCCUCCGUGGUCACACUGGUUUGCUAGCUCAGGUCCCGCUCGGGCGGCGUGUGCCCAGCCGCAGUGUAGACGUACCCUGAGAGCGCAGGCGAGAGGCUCUCUGCCCUCCGCUGGGGUGCGCGGACCUGACACAGCUCCGAGGUGCCCUUGCAGUGCUGCUCAGCUUGGGGGGAAUUUAGCUGCUAAGAAGUCUACCGGGCACGUGCGAGCUGCGAUUUGUUUGUUUGUCCAAAUUAGUGCGGAUUUUAAGGGGGACGUCAAAAGGCCCCUCCCUGACUCCAGAGCCGCCCCCCUGCCGAAUUUCAAGUCCCUGCUCCAAACUGCGCGAGCUUUAGAGCGUCUUAAAGACAAGGGUGCCGAAUUCUGAAUGUGGCCACGGUAUUUUCCCCUAGCCUCAGGCUCUGGGGCCGCCUGCGGCUGAAACUUUCCAGCCACAUUCAGCCUGGGGCCGACUGCUGCUGCUGUGGACGAUUUCAGCCUGAAAGGCUGCAGUUUGGCAAAGUUGGAAGCAGCUCCAAACGGACGUGGCAGGCUCCUAAACACAGAUGCUGUGGUCUACACAGAGCCCCACUGGACCCCCCUGCAGGGCCCGAAUGCGGAAGGGGGCAGGGCUUGCACCCCCUUCCCGUAUGUGCCUGAGGGCCACCCCCUAGAAUAGCCCCUGGGCCCCCUCGCCAUCACAGCUGGGUCUCCUACUCCUGGGUUAAGUCAGUUCCUCUGCCUGUUUAAAGGAGCCCAGCCUGUGUGUUCUGCUGGCCGGCUCCCCUCUCCUUUAGGCCCGGUUGGGUCAGUACCUGUAGCUCCUCUCCCUCAGCCUGGAGGCUACCCAGCGGUUAUUCUCGCUUCGUUCUUCCUUGUCUCCUCUUCUGCGGGUCUCUUCCCAGGCCGGGGCGGCCCACAGGCCAAGCAGCUCUAGCUGCCUGGGCUGCGGUGGGCGCAGCCUGCUUCAUUCUCUCCGUGAGCCCCGCAGAGGCUGGCAGCGUGCUCCAAGCCGCACCCGGGAGCCAGCGACCGGCACCCCGUUGCCGCCACACGCGGCUGCACUGGGAUUUGUCCGCCUCCCUCUUGCUUUACAAUAAACAUGUUUGUCUGA
Molecule: messenger RNA, 5164 nt
Organism: Caretta caretta (loggerhead turtle)
Lineage: Eukaryota; Metazoa; Chordata; Testudines; Cheloniidae
Gene: NUDCD3
Product: NudC domain containing 3
Biological process (GO): protein folding
Cellular component (GO): cytoplasm
Source: RefSeq, a predicted model, not a curated record